AUGGAGCCGAGCUUGACCCCAGGAAGCGUGUGGGCGCUGUGGCAUGCGAUGCGCGACAAGGGGCCGCUUGUACAGUGCAUCACAAACCUGGUCAGCAUGGACCUCAUGGCCAACACGCUGCUGGCUGCCGGCGCCUCCCCAGCCAUGGCGCACGCCCUCGACGAGGUUGAGGACUUUGUGGGCAUUGCUGAUGCGCUGCUCAUCAACAUUUCAAAUCUGAGCAGCGACUGGAACGCCGCCAAGAAGCUGGCGGCCCAGAAGGCUGUGGCCCUAGGCAAGCCCUGGGUGCUGGACCCCGUCGGCUGCGGCGCCACGCCCUACCGCACCCAAAUGUGCUUGGCGCUGUUGCAGCUCAGACCCACAGUUGUGAGGGGCAACGCCAGCGAGAUCCUGGCGCUUGCGGGUGCAGCAGGCAGCGCGGUCAGGGGCGUGGAUAGUACUGCAGAGAGCCACGAGGCUCUGGACGCCGCAAAGGCGCUGGCGCGGCGCUGCAGCUGCAUCGUGGCCGUGUCGGGGGCGACGGACCUGGUGACAGACGGCACCCGCGUGGCCGGCGUCUCAAAUGGUGUUCCCCUGCUCACGCGCGUCACCGCCACGGGCUGCAGCCUGACCGCGCUCAUUGCUGCGUUUUUGGCGGUCGCGCCAAAGGGAGGGGAGCUCGAGGCCACCGCUGCAGCACUGGCAGUGUUUGGGCUGGCUGGGGAGACAUCCCUGGCCGCCGCCCCCCGACCCGGCCCCGGCAGCCUCAGGGUCGGUCUGCUUGACGCGCUGCACAUCAUGGGGGAGGCGGAGGUGCUGGCGGGGGUGAGGGUGCGGGUGAUGGAGGGGUGA
Monoraphidium neglectum is the source of this 831-nucleotide messenger RNA. RefSeq names its product hydroxyethylthiazole kinase. The transcript has 7 exons. Bases 1 to 831 code for a protein of 276 amino acids. Lineage: Eukaryota; Viridiplantae; Chlorophyta; Chlorophyceae; Sphaeropleales; Selenastraceae. Gene Ontology annotation, biological process: thiamine biosynthetic process. Gene Ontology annotation, molecular function: magnesium ion binding; hydroxyethylthiazole kinase activity; ATP binding. The record is from RefSeq and is a predicted model, not a curated record.